Messenger RNA from Phyllopteryx taeniolatus (common seadragon), 3446 nucleotides. RefSeq names its product cingulin-like. The transcript has 7 exons. The record is from RefSeq and is a predicted model, not a curated record. NCBI's taxonomy places the organism in Eukaryota, Metazoa, Chordata, Actinopteri, Syngnathiformes, Syngnathidae. Bases 849 to 3200 code for a protein of 783 amino acids.
AAUGGUAGCAUGCUAGCACAAAGCAACCUUCAGGUAGUUGCUUGAAUCCCAGGCAAAAUUGUAAAAAUACUUUUGCGGAGAAUGUCAAAUGUGUAUAUAAUCAGUGUGAUAUAUGAUUUAUCAUAUAUCACACUGAUUUUAUUUUAGAAGCACUGUGACUCAUUGUUGUUGUUGUUUUUUUCUAGCAUGUAGCUCCUAAGUGCUAAAUCUUGUCAAAUACACCUUCCGUUGACUUUCCGUCAAAUUUUCAAAAGUCAGUUUGUGUUAACUGUAGUUAACUGUUUACUUCUCUCUUAGAGGAUUGCGGAUGAAUAAGAACAUUUUACUGCAAAAUCUAAGUACUCACGCAAGCUAGCACAGUUAGCAUCAAACAUCUGCCUGAAUCACAGUCCAAACUGUAAAAAUGUGUUAAGGAGGGGGGGGAAAAAUGAAGCGUAAGGUUGCUCUGAAUGAUAAAACAAAACUAAAACUGUAAUUUCUGUGGGAAAUGAGCGAGCUUGCACUUUAACUUUUUGAGAAUAAGUUUGAACUUUUGUCACUUGACCUGAGCGAGGAAUUGAAGUGAGGUAAAAGGGGAAGAGAAAGUCCAGAUGAAGACUCGAUCGAGCCAAGAAAGGAAAAACAAACUCAAGUACUUCCCUAGCAAUGAUGUCAAUGAACUCCAGUUGCACAGAUCAUCAUAAAGUGUCAAUAUACAGUAGGUGUGUUCGUGUCCAACCAAUCACAACCCAGAUAACUUCCUGUGUUAUUCAGAGAAAAAUGCAUUGGUCAUUUCAUGUGAAAGCAGAUCCCCUCAAACUUUUUGCAGUUUUCUAUCGUCACGGUUUCAAGGAAAAACACUGCUCAACAUGGAUUCCAUGGAACUUGAUGACUGCGCCGAUUCAAAUAAGAACUUUACGAUGCAAGGGUUCGUCACCAAAGGGAAUUUUCAACAAAGAAACAAGUCAUCCAGAUGUGUCACUGUGUGUCUUGGUUUACUGUGCGCUGUCUCACUGGCCGGUAACAUUGGACAAUUCAUCUACUACGAGCUAAUGCCUGGUUUUUCAAUGCGGGACCGGGCUAAUUCUGAUCAUCUGACUCAAGACCUCCAUCUCAACAGCGACAUGUUUCCCACAGAUAGAGACCACGUGGAGAGAAACCAGCUUGAGGUCAUGUUGAAUAAUCUGACAAGGAACAAAGAGCAGUUACAGGCCAGUUACGAAUCCCUUGUUGAAGAGAAACAACAGUUGGAGAACAGCUACAAUUCACUGGUGAAAGAGAGAGAUAGACUCCUCGGCAGCGAAACAGUUUGGACUGCCGAGAGAGACGAGUUGAGGACCAACUUCCAGAGUGUGAAGCAGCAACAUGAUCAGUUGCAGACUAAUUACAGUCUCCUAAACACAGAGAAUGAUGUGCUACAAACCUUAAAUAGUGCACUGGGGACAGACAAAUACCAGUUACAGGCUAGUUAUGAGUCCCUUGUUAAAGAGAAAGACCAGUUGCAGACGCGUUACGAUUCUCUUGUUAAAGAGCAAGCACACCUUCAAACCAGUAAAACUACUGUGGCUCCUGAACGGGAUGAGCUAACGUCCAGCCUAAACAGUCUUAAAAAUGAGAAAGACCAGUUACAACGCAGUUACUCUUCAUUAAGAAGCGAGACGGACCAGUUACAGGCCAGUUACGAGUCCCUCGUCAAAGACAAAGACCAGUUACAGACAAGCUGUGAUUCCCUCAUUACAGAAAAAGAACGCCUUCAGACUAGUCAAACCACUGUGGCUGUUGAGUUCAAGUCCUGCUUCCACACUCUGAAAAAUGAGAAAGACUACUUCCAACGCAAUUACUCUUCACUGAGAAGCGAGAAAGACCAGUUACAGGCCCGUUAUGAGUCCCUCGUCAAAGAGAAAGAUGUAUUACAGACCAGCUACGAUUCCCUCAUUAGAGAAAAAGAGCUUCUGCUAACGAAUAAAACCAAUGUAGCUGCCGAAAGAGAUCAGUUCAAGUCCCGCUUCAACAAUCUGAAAAUUGAGAAAGACCAGUUGCAACGAGAUUACGCUUCACUGAGGAAUGACAAAGACCUGUUACAGGUCAGUUACGGCUCCCUGGUUAAAGAGAAAGAACACCUUCAAACCAGUAAAACCACCUUGUCUGCUGAAAGAGAUCAGUUUAGGUCCCGCUACGACAAUCUGAAAAAUGAGAAAGACCAGUUGCAGCGAGAUUACGCUUCACUAAGGAAUGACAAAGACCUGUUACAGGUCAGUUACGGCUCCUUGGUUAAAGAGAAGGACCAGUUACAAGCCCGUUACAAUUCCCUCGAUCAAGAGAAAAAACUUCUCCUUGCAAGUGAGACCACUUUGUCAACUGAAAGAGAUCAGUUGAGGUCCCGCUUUAACAAUCUGAAAAAUGAGCAAGAUCAGCUACAACGCAGUUAUUCUUCACUGAGAAGCGAAAAAGACCAGUUACAGACCCGUUACGCAUCACUCGUUCAAGAGAAAGCGGGACUUCUAACCAAUAACACCAAUGUGGCUGCUGAGAGAGAUGUGUUCAAGUCCCUCUACAAUGAUAUUAAAGAUGACAGAGCGCAUUUACAGAACAAUUACACUUUGCUGGAGGCUGACAGAGACCGGCUGGAAAGAAAUAACACAGCAUUGAGCAUCAGUGAAAGUAUGUGUCAGAUCAGGUACUGGCUCCUGCAAAGACAAAAGGAGCACAUUCACAACGACUGCGACACUCUGCGGGUUGAACAUGAGCAGCUUCGCGGAAACCAAAGCAGCCUUGAGAGACAAAGGUACGAGUUGCAGAAGAACGUGGACAAGAUGACCGCCAAGCUGAGCUACAUGCUCUGUGGGGUCGGCUGGAGAAAGUUUGACGGCAACUGCUACUUUGUGUCAAGCUUGAGUAAGAACUGGGCGGAAAGCAGACAAGACUGCAUCAGCAAGGGAGGCGAUCUGGUUAUUAUAAACAGCAAGGAGGAACAGGUAUUUGUUAAUGGUUUAUUGGUGCAAGGCCAGCAGGCGUGGAUUGGUCUGAGCGACCAAAUCGAGGAAGGAACGUGGAUUUGGGUGGAUGGGACUCCUCUCACCACAGAGUUCUGGAAGAAGGGUCAGCCCAACAACAAACGGAACCAGGACUGCGCUGAAAGCCAGAGCAAAUCCCUUUUCAAGUUCGGAGGCUGGAAUGACGAUAGGUGUUCCCUUAAACAACGAUGGAUUUGUGAGAUUUGAAGACAAUAUGUAGCUUGAGUGCUAACCCAUUAGACUUAAUGGAUACCUGCAGAUACAGUACAUCUAUUUGUGUUGAAUUACUUUCAGAAGAAUGCAAAAUGAUUGAACCUUAUGAUUUGUUUUUUAGUCCUAUUUUUAUGUGAAAAUGAAAACAUGAUUUAUUUGGGUAAAUCACCCUCAUACAGGCUUUGUAUACAAACUACACUGUUCACCAUGCAUGUAAAUAAAAUUAUACAACAAAGUUCA